This is a messenger RNA of Tupaia belangeri chinensis (Chinese tree shrew), 2637 nucleotides long. It is a transcript of the gene CD84, whose product is annotated as CD84 molecule. The record is from RefSeq and is a predicted model, not a curated record. Lineage: Eukaryota; Metazoa; Chordata; Mammalia; Scandentia; Tupaiidae. The transcript is spliced from 8 exons. Gene Ontology annotation, biological process: negative regulation of interleukin-6 production; regulation of macrophage activation; positive regulation of monocyte chemotactic protein-1 production. The coding region runs from base 54 to 1106 and encodes 350 amino acids. Gene Ontology annotation, cellular component: external side of plasma membrane; membrane.
CACUGGCUAUAAAAAGAAAACUCAAGCGAAACCAACCAGAAGAGUGACAAGCGAUGAUCAGGCUCCAGCAGAAGAUGGCACGGCACCACCUGUGGAUCUGGCUCUUUUGCCUGCAAACCUGGCCGGAAGCAGCUGGAAGAGAUGCAGACCUCUCUGUGGUGAAUGGAGUUCUGGGAGAGUCCGUUACUUUCCCCUUAAAUAUCCAAGAAUCAUGGCAAGUGCACAACAUUGUUUGGAAUUCUAAAACAUCAGUCGCUUUUGUGGAAACAGGAGACCAAAGAACACCUAAAGUGACCGUGACCCACAAAAAUUAUCGUGGACGAAUACAUGUGUUAAGUGAGAACUACAGCCUGGUCAUUAGCGGUCUGAGGAUGGAAGAUGCAGGAGACUACAAAGCAGACAUAAACACAAACACCAUGUCAGAGACUAUCACCAAGCACUAUCACCUUCAAGUCUACCGUAGACUUGGGAAACCAAAAAUUACGCAGAGUUUAAUGACAUCUAUGAACAACACCUGUAAUGUCACACUGACGUGUUCUGUGGAGAAGGAAGAACAAAAUGUGACAUACAGAUGGAGUCCCCUGGGAAAAGCAGGGAAUGUCCUCCAUGUCUUCCAGAGCUCAGAGAAUCAAAAGCUGAAUUAUACAUGUACAGCCCAGAACCCCGUCAGCAGCAAUUCCAACUCCGUCUCUGCCCAGCAGCUGUGCACAGACCAUGUAUCUAGCUUCCGUACUCGCCGCACCGGGCUGCUGAGUGGGCUGGCUGUGAUCAUGGUGCUUGUUCUCGUUCUGUCUUCAGUGUUCUUGUUCAUCCUUUUUCGCAAAAGAGGACAAGGUUCCUACUUGAAUACCUUCACAAAGAGCCCUGACUCUGACAUAGAUGUUGCCUCAAAGAAAACAAUCUAUGCGUAUGUCACGGUUUCAAGAGACACCCAGUCAGCGGAGUCCAGAAUCUAUGAUGAAAUCCCCCAGCCCAAGGCACUUUCCUCCAAGGAAGAGCCAGCGAACAGUCCUUACUCCACUGUGCAGUACUUGGAUAAGAUGGAGAAAGCUGACACCCAGAACAGCAAACCUCCUGGGACUCCAAGCUAUGAAUUCGUGAUCUAGGCCACCAGCUACGCACUCUCUCCAGGCUUUCUCUGCCCAGUUCUUACCAAGAGAUUGUAAAUCACCACACCCCUGCAUACAAGCCAAGCAGAUGAGCCUGCGUUGCUGGGCCUAGCUUGUGCCUAGACGGACAGAUGGAUCCAUGCCCUUUCUGAAGAGCUCCCUCUGGAUCGGUGACAGAGCAGGUUCCCAGAGCAGCGCUUCCCAAAUGUCCACAUCACAGCCCGUGUAGAAAACAGUAUUUUCACAGCACACGAGGGAAGCAAUCAGGGUUGCUCAUGUCUGGAGGCUUCCCAUGACCGGAGGUGACCACUCUACCUGGCAACCGUGGGAGGAGGAGAUCAAUAUGUUGCACACCUGCAAUGUCCAUGGCACAUCAGCAAGGACUUCCUGCUCACACUCAAUACACUCAUGUGCCAGGAGCCCUGGGGCAGGCCCUCUACCACUCCCUACAGCAUCUGCAGCAAAGGGGAGCAGAGUGUGAACUGCGGGUCAGCGCCCACAACCUGCUGCGCAGUGUGCACCGAGGGUCAGAGCCCAUAUCCUGCUGCCCAGGAAGCUUCCGGCAGAGUACAGUGGGUGUGGCCAGCUCAAACAUAGACUGCGGUACUGCAGGGAGGCUGCCAGAGUGCAGCUCUCAGUCUGUAGACACACUCCCUAGCGGAGUGUCAGAAAUGUGAUUUCUGCAGGGUCUGCUGUGCUGGGCACCGUUUUCUUAGGCUCUGCUUCAGAAAUCUUGGAGAGUUUUCUCUCUGACCAAGUUUGCUCUCUGCAGCCUUAGUAAGAAGUAGCAGCCACACCCAGUACUCCCACUCCCCAAAAGGAAUUGACCAGCAAAGUUUCUUCCACUUCAGGAGAACUGGGUGUAAACAGAUCACCAAAACAAGAGAUCUUGAAGGAGGCAGAGUCAUUCUUCGGAGGGAACUUGGGGGGCAACAAUGCAAGGGUUGAGACUGGGUGCAUACCAGUUCCUAAGGCACAGCUCAGAGAGCCGUGGGGUUCGAGCAGAUACUGAGUGCAUUGACCCUGAUGUCUCCCACCAGCACACAGCCAGCUGGCUCAGGCCAGCCUUAACUCCCAGCAGUGAGGAAGGAUCACCUACAGCUGAGCAAGACAUUCACGUGAUCUUCCAAGGAAGCAUCUCCCUGUGUUAGCCAACAUAACUAGCCACAUCCAAAAUUCCCACCCCAGCUCCAGGCUGGACAGCAGAGAUAAGUUGCAUUUAGGCAGAAUGAAGGAGUCAGUGCUAGAGAAUGGAUCCACAGAACCAUCUAGUACUGACUAGCCCUCUGUUAGAGGCUCUAAGGCCCCAAAGUAUAAAAUGAACAUAAUGUCUGCCUAUGUCUGGUGGAAAAGGCAACCCCAGCACAGACAUUUCAAUUUUCCUGGUAUCACCAGUCAAAAUUAAUCAUGCCCCCCCCCUUUUUUUUCUGGAGAGGUUUUCACUAUAGGGCGCGUGCGCUCGCCAGACAGAGAGACAUCACCCCCCCAGGGGGGAUGGUCACACCGCAAUCCCUUCUCCUCCAUUCUC